Messenger RNA from Cyprinodon variegatus (sheepshead minnow), 948 nucleotides. Its product is annotated as ribonuclease inhibitor-like. The transcript is spliced from 4 exons. Bases 1 to 633 code for a protein of 210 amino acids. The record is from RefSeq and is a predicted model, not a curated record. Lineage: Eukaryota; Metazoa; Chordata; Actinopteri; Cyprinodontiformes; Cyprinodontidae. Gene Ontology annotation, molecular function: protein binding.
AUGGGGAACACAGGACGGGGAACAGUCAUUGACACAGGAACGUGGUCAGAAGUGACCCAGAGAGACUGCUGGAGACCAGUCUUGGAGGGGCCAAGUGAGAGCAGACUUUCAAUCAUUGUAGAAAAGGGUUCAUCCUGCACAGCUGAGGAACCGCCACCAGUUGCAGCCCCCAAACCAGAGAAGAGGCCGCCAGUAAGACCAGGGUCUUUGUUAAAGCCCAGGUCAGCAGGAACACCAGAACCAGCUCCGGUUCUCCUGGAGCCAAGAUUGGGAGGCUGCAGUUUGUCCGAAAUAUGCUGUGCUUCUUUAAGCUCAGCUCUGAAGUCCAACCCCUCCCAUCUGACAGAACUGGACCUGAGCUACAACGACCUGAAAGAUGAUGGAGUGAAGCAGCUCUGUGGUUUUCUCCAGUCUCCCAUCUGCAAACUACAGACAUUGAGAUUGAUUGGCUGUGGUUUGUCAGAGAUCAGCUGUGCUUCUCUGGUCUCAGCUCUGAAGUCAAACUCCUUCCGUCUGACAGAAUUGGACCUCAGGAACAACAACCUGCAGGAGUCAGAUGUUCAGCAGCUGCAGGAUCUUGUAAAGGGUCCAGACUACAAACUGAAGAAUCUGAAGUGGGGGUCCCGAUCUUAGUGGAGGAGAGAAGCUGAUUUGUGUCCUGAUUAUCCUCAGAGGUUGAAGCUGGAGUGGUUUGAGUUUAAAGAGUUUAAAGAGACUCUGACUGGAUCCUAAAGAUUAACUCUAAGAUUUGUUUGUUUUCAGUCCUUCUUUUUCUUUGUUUUCAUGAUCUCCAUAAUAUCAUGUUGAUAUUUUUUUCUCUACAAAUUAAAAUUGACGAUAAAAUUAUCUAUAACAUGUGAAAAUAUGAAUUUAAAAAAGAAUCCUUAACAGUUUUAACAAACUUUGUUUUCCCAAAUAUUUUUAUUAAAUUUUAACACACACUGAAGG